AGAGAGAGAGAGAGAGAGAUAGGGAGAGGGAGGGAUGGAGAGAGAAUGAUGACAGCCUGCAGCCCCAGCUUCCCCUCUGCUGUUGCGACACUUAGGUGCGAGGCAGCCCGGGCAGAGCUUCUCCCCGUCUCCGAGACUGGAAGGAGGGAGAGAGAGCUGUGAGCUGUGCGUGCGUUGCGGUGAAAAGCCAGUCUGUCCAUGGGUAUGAGUCCAGUGUGAGCAACUCGCUCCGACCCACUGCGCCUCUCAGUCGCUGGGAGCUGCCAUACAAGCAGGUGUCUGAGCAACGUGUGCAACAGAGCAUGUUGUGACAGCCAUGUCUCUGGAGAUGGAGAAGACCAUCACCAAGCUGAUGUACGACUUCCAGAGGAACUCGACCUCUGAUGAUGAUUCCGGUUGCGCUCUGGAGGAAUACGCCUGGGUUCCCCCGGGCCUCAGUCCAGAGCAGGUGCAUCAAUAUUACAACUCUUUUCCUGAAGAGAAGGUUCCAUACAUUAACAGCCCAGGGGAGAAAUAUCGCAUCAAACAACUGCUUCAUCAGCUGCCCCCACAUGACAAUGAGGUUCGUUAUUGUAACUCUUUGGAUGAGGAAGAGAAAAGAGAGUUGAAGCUGUUCAGCAACCAGCGCAAGAAGGACAACCUGGGCAGAGGCAACGUGCGUCCUUUCCCCUUAACCAUUAAUGGGGCCAUCUGUGAUAAGUGCGGUGGUCCGAUAAAGGGAGGCGACAUUGUGCUGUUUGCCGCCAGGGCAGUUCAUGGAAAAUGGUGGCACCCAAAUUGCUUUGUCUGCUGCAUGUGUGAGGAAAUGUUGGUGGAUCUCAUCUACUUCCACCAGGAUGGCAAGCUCUACUGUGGCCGGCAUCAUGCCGAGAGGCUGAAGCCCCGCUGCUGUGCCUGUGAUGAGAUCAUCUUUGCUGAUGAGUGCACUGAGGCGGAGGGCAGACACUGGCACAUGAAGCACUUCUGCUGCUACGAGUGCGAGACCACCCUCGGGGGCCAGCGUUACAUCAUGAAGGAUGGACAGCCGCACUGCUGCAACUGCUUCGAGUCUCUUUAUGCAGAGUACUGUGAUGCAUGUGGAGAACAUAUAGGCAUUGACCAAGGCCAGAUGACAUAUGAUGGACAGCACUGGCACGCGACUGAAGAAUGUUUUUGUUGCGCUCAUUGCAAACGUUCUCUACUCGGCCGUCCCUUCCUUCCAAAGCAGGGACAGAUCUUCUGCUCACGCUCCUGUAGUGCUGGACAGGAUCCAGAUGAGUCCGAUUCGUCAGACUCUGCAUUCCAGAGCGCCCGAUCCCGUGAGUCUCGCCACAGCACCAAGAUUGGUAAAAAGGAGCGCAGGAAUGCUGAGCAGGAGCGAAGGAGUGUUGAGGCCCGCCAAUCAGCUCCUCACCCCAUGUCUGACCGUCUGUCAGCUGAAAUUGAUCCACUGACUGUUCAGAUGGACCGUUUAAGUGUAUCAGCCAGCCAGACCCCGAGCAGAACACCUAACCGCACUCCCAGCCGCACUCCAAGCCGCACUCCAAGUCGCGCUCCGAGCCUUAACCAGGUGUGGAUGAGCCGAGAUGACCCUUACGUCCCUGCUGCCUUUGAGGGUCCCCAGCGAGAAUCUUCUCCCACGCCCCCAUCUAUUCAUCUUUUGGGUCAGUGUAAUGCUAGGCAGGGCUACAAUCCCAACUCAAAUGUGCAUCCUCCAGCCCAGAGUCCCGUCAACCCAGGAAAGCGGCCUGAUUCCUGGGGAAAAGAACAAGGCAAAGCAAACAGGACACCAAUGGCUGCCCUGAGGGGUCACUCCUUUAAUGAUAACUGGAUGCACCAUAGCCAGGAUGAGUUCCGGCCCAACAAGUUACGCACCCAAAUGAGUUUCAACGAAAUGUCAAGCCAGAACCAAGGAUUUUCUGACAAAAGGAGCGUUAGCCUGCAUGGAUUCCAGAGAGACGGGAGGCCCCCACUAACCAGAAGAAACCCCAUCAAUGCCAUGAGCUUCAAUGAGCCUCUGACUCCAGUGGAACAGACACCUCGUGGCUCCGUGGACUCCCUCACUGUGUCGAAUGCUACAGGCAAAUCUCUGGAUGGGGUCAGCAAGCGUCAGGAGAAUUUGUCCAGGUUCUCCAUGCCUGACCUGAGCAAGGAUUCAGGUGUAAACGUGUCAGAAAAGAGCAACAUGGGAACGCUUAGCUCUUCAGUCCAGUUCCAUAGUACAGAGUCUCUGUCCUCUUCUCGUCCCUUUAACAACAACAUGUACACCCCACACAGCGUGGGCUACCCACUGCAGUACUGGGAUGGCCCACGGCCACUGGGUUUCGAGAGCAAAGGUCAUGUUGGGGUUAUGGGAAGCAGUGGCAACUUGCGGAUGGCUCCCAUGAGUGACAGAAUACCCCGCCGACUCAUAAACGGGCAGGAACUCUCAUCCCAGAAUCAACAGCCUCAACCGAGACAUCGCAAACACCAUCGGGGAAGCGGGCAACACCGCAGCGCGCGCCACCACAAACGCUCCCGUCGUUCUCGCUCUGACAACGCGCUGCACCUGGUAACUGACCGACCUACUCAAAUGGUGGAGCUGCCCUACCAUCGUGUCCAGGAGGAUUACGAUCGCCUCCCUUCUGGUCACGCUGCUAGGGAGUUGUUUGGGCCGGAGCCAGGCGGAUGCCGACAGCAACCCCAUCGGCCGUGUCCCCGCACCACUUCUGAUCUCACCCUGCAAAAUGCUGGCUGGCAGCCUGUUGGGUUGGGUGGGCCACGCUGGCACGAUGGGCACAUGCAAGCCGCCGACCCAUGGUGCUCCAGCUGCUCCUCUUCCUCUGAAUCGGAGGAAAACGAGGGCUACUUCAUGGGGGAACCCAUCCCUCGGCCCGUGCAGCUGUGCUACAUCAACAACGAGGAGCUACGCCAUCGCUACAGCCCCUCUGCAAUGGGCGGCCACCACGGACCUCUGCACGGACCCAUUCAUGGCCAGCUCCAUGCCCGCCAGAGGAGGAAGAGCAAAAACUGCAUCAUUUCAUAAAUUUAGAAAUAAAUGAUGAUGCGGGCACAAGUAGGGAUGUGAAGGAGAUAAAAGACACAGGGGAGGAGACAAUAAAAGCAACAGAGAGUGGGUAGCUGAGUGUGAGAUAGUGACAGAUAACAGUGUGUGCGUGUGUGUGUGUGUGUGUGUGUGUAGGGGUGGACGGAAAGAGACCUAUUUUUCAUGCUGUGAGGUUACACAACUCGGUAGUGUUUGUGUACACCUACACAGAAUGAUUUAACAACAAGAGGAAGCUCAGUUGUCUUACACAACACAAAACAAAAAGAAUGUUUACAAUGUUUGAUGCCAAACCUCUGAUGGUACCAAGAAGCACUGCUUAAUUAGACUACUAAAUAUGAAUGUGGUCAAGGUAAAUAAGACGUCUGUGUGUGUCUGUGCUUGUGUCCAUGUUCUAGGGAGAUUGAACAAUGAAUUCCUUAACAGGUCAAAAGGGAACUGCAGUGGUGUCACAGCUCACAGGUCUCACAAAGCCUUUGGCAUUAAAUGUAUCAAUGUGGACAAUGCAGAAGUUGUGUCGGGCAGGCGAAAGCUCCAUGCUAGAUUCCAAGCUGUCAUUGUUUUACCUCACUGGAAUCUAAAUGCGGCUGGAAUAUAGUUUUAGCUUGCUAGCCCAGUUAGCACCAUGUACAAAUAGUCUGUUGAACUUUGUGCUCUGCAUAGCCAACUCUCCAUGCUUUACCGAGGACAGAGCGCCAGGUGGCCUCUACAAACAGCAGCCCAUACUAUGGGGUGUCGUUUGUAAAGCUGCUCACGCCAAAAAUAACAGCAACAUUUUAGCUUCAAAACGUGUUUAAAAAAACUGGUGUGAAUUUUCGAGAGUUACUUUCUGCAUAUUUCUGCAUAUGUUCUGCAAUAUUUGUCAAUUUAAUAGUUAAAUCCAAAUAUUAAAUGUGACACCUAAAUCUGAAAUCUAAAUGUUAAAUAUAUAUUUAAAUGUUAUAUAUAUAUAUAUAUAUAUAUAUAUAUAUAUAUAUAUAUAUAUAUAUAUAAAUAUUAAAUCUAAAUGGUAAAUAUAUGUAUAAAUGUUAAAUCUAUUAAUACUGUAUAAAUCUUACAUAUCGUACAAUAUAAAUAUUCAAACUAAAUGUUAAAUAUAAAUCCACCCAUCCAUUUUCCGUACCACUUAUCCUCACUAGGGUCAAAUAACAACAUAAACACAUUUUUCUUUUUAAAGAAAAAAACAUCUUAUACAGGGAAAUUAUACAGGGAAAUUGAGCCUUGGAAAUAUAUUAUAUAUAUAAAUAGCACACCCUGAAAAAGUAACACUAAACACGCAAAGUACUCGUCAAAUAAAGUUUCCCUAACUGGUUUGUUAUUUCAGGUAGUGAUCAUCUAUGUUCAAGGGUCCAUUUCCCUGUAUAAGAUGUUUUUUUUUAUGUUAUUUGACACGACAAACACACAGCUUUUAUUUUGGUACUUCCGUUUCUUGGCUGCGUGGAAUUGCAUAUUAGCUAAAUAUUUAGUUUGACCUCAAACGUUUAUAUUUAAUAAUUCUAAUUAAAUAUAUAUUUAACAUUUACUUUUAAUAUUUACGUUUAAAUGUAAGAUUUAUAUUUAGAUAUAGAUUUAACAUUUCAAUAUAGAUUUAACAUUUAUAUAUUGAUUUAAUGUUUAUUUUUCAGAUUUAUAUUCAAAUUUACAUUUAAGAUAUGUAUAUAUAUAAAACAUUGCUAUUUAAGAUUCAUAUUUAGAUAUAUGUUUAAAUAUAUAUUUAAUAUGUAAAUAUAUAUUUAGAUUUGAGAUUUAGAUGUAACAUUUAAUGUUUGGAUUUAACCAUAAAGUUGACAAAUAUUGUUCUAAAUGUGCAAAAAAGUAACUCUAGAAAAUUUGCACCAUUUUUUAAAACACUGUGAAGCUAAAUGUAACAAAAUGUUGCUGUUAUUUUCAGUGUGAGCCGCUUUACAAACGGCACCCCAUCGGCCUCUGCUCCUUGACCAUUCAGGCACAGUGGCGUCAGGUAUGGUCCCGUUUUCUCUUCUGCAACAUGCUUUGUUUUUUUGGGAGUAACUUAUAGACAUGUACAAAUAAAGAUAAUAAUCCUAACAAUAAUGAAAUAAUAACAAAUAAUGCAAAUAAUAAUCUUAUGGACAUUAAAAAGAAUACCUAUUAAAUGUUUAUAUAGUAAUACACAUAAUUAACGCAAUGGAUACAGUAAUGUAAAUGUCAUGUAUAUAUGGUCUUAAAUAUCUCUAUAUUUUGUAACUACAGAACCAUUAUUUGUAUAAUAUCAUUUAGAGAUAGGGAUACUUGCAUGUCAUUUUGUUGUUGUCGCAUACUUAAAAUAAAGUGUACUUCUAUGAACACCCAA
Molecule: messenger RNA, 5333 nt
Organism: Phyllopteryx taeniolatus (common seadragon)
Lineage: Eukaryota; Metazoa; Chordata; Actinopteri; Syngnathiformes; Syngnathidae
Product: prickle-like protein 2
Exons: 9
Coding region: 317-3004 (895 amino acids)
Molecular function (GO): zinc ion binding
Source: RefSeq, a predicted model, not a curated record